This is a messenger RNA of Myotis lucifugus (little brown bat), 1725 nucleotides long. It is a transcript of the gene ERICH6B, whose product is annotated as glutamate rich 6B. Lineage: Eukaryota; Metazoa; Chordata; Mammalia; Chiroptera; Vespertilionidae. The record is from RefSeq and is a predicted model, not a curated record. The transcript is spliced from 11 exons. The coding region runs from base 1 to 1725 and encodes 574 amino acids.
AUGUCUACUAAAAGUAGUCAGUCAUCAGGAGAGUCAUCACCUCUCCUUCCCACCACUUUCCAACAACCCACACAGAUCUUCUCUUCAGAGGAAGAGUAUACCAAGGGAGAGGAGAAGAGUUCAAAGGGAGACUCUCCAUUUCUUGAAGAAAAUGAGUAUCUGGAAGAGAAUGAGUAUCUGGAGAAGAAUGAGUAUCUGGAGGAGGAAAAGUAUCCACAGGAAGAUGACUAUCUGGAGAAGGAAAAGCAUCGGAAAGGAAAGAAGGAUCUGAAUGAACAGGAGUCUCUGAAGGGGAAAAAGCAUCUACAGAAGGAAAAAAAUUAUUUGUAUGAAGAAGGCUUUCUAGAAAAGGCCUCAGUGCAUAACAAGAGUGCCUUCCUGAUCCAUAUAGCAGAUGUUCAAAGCCCAGCUGCUGCCGUCUCUCAGGCGAACAUCCUCCUCACCGCCACUCCUCCCACCUUUGAACCUGACAGCAAGUCUCCUCACUCUGCCAGGAAGACUUUUAUCGCCUUCAAUGAGGAUGUUAGAAGAUCUCGGCCCUCGCAAGACCAGGGCACGCAGACAGAGGGCGCCUAUGAGACUCACGGAUCAGAAGCUUACGAGGAUGCUGAGACAACAGAUACUGGCGCUCUCGUGAUAGGCAGCUUUACAGCUAGGCUAAGCAGUACGUCUCCAAGCCAUGUCUUCAGCAGCAGAUGCGAACAGCUUUUUAAGAGCUCCUAUCACACAGUAUUCAAGACCGUGCUCAAAAAACAGGCUGCUCACAGUGAACUGGAAGAGGAUACUGACAUUCCCCUGACUGGCCAACUGGAAAGUGAAACCAGAAGGAAACUGAGAAUUCUGUUGAAGACAAACAUUGAAAAGUACAAGGAAGUAAUUCACUGGAUUAUGGAGAAACGUGGAACCAUACUCAGAGAUUCAGAUAUGUUUACUCACACAUUUAAUUUAUUGAGCCAAACGGAGCCCACGACAGAAGGGAAAAAACCUCAUCGUAUUCGUCGUAAAAAGAAAUUAGAUACAGAAAUAGAUACAGAGUGGAUAAAGAGCAGCACUAAGGUGCGUCAAGAUGUUGUAAAAGUAAUCCUCUACCCCAAUGAGAAUAUCUUCCGAAUUCUCUUUCCUGAUGAAUCAGGCCAGAUAUAUUACCCAUCGGGAAACCUGGCUGUGAUCUCCUUCUGUACAGAAGAGAGCCAGUUCAUAUAUAUCAUUUUGGAAGACAGUGAAGAAGGGUGUGUUCGAGCCCUUAUCAACAACACUGGCCAUGCCACCAUCUAUGAUGAAUACAGAGAAAUCUGGUUGAGCCUGAGCCAAAACCUGGGCUACUACUUUGACAAAGACAAAACCCAGAAGGCCUGGAACUGGUGGAACCUGAACCUGCACGUCCACGCGCCCCCUGUCCGGGCUAUCUCCUUAAACAUCAACCAGUACAUCAAGAUACAAGUCAAGAGCCAAAAUGAGGUCAUCUUCCGCUUCGUCCACCAAACAAACCGCAUUUCCUUAAACCUGGGCACCAAGUACAAGUUCAUCAACCCGGAGAGGCUGAGUGAAAUGAAGGUGAAAGCAAUCCUAGAGGUGGACUUUGGUUCAACAGCUCGGAAGAUUCAGGUCCUUCUGGGCAAAAUGAGUAGGAUCCUGCAUUUCCUGACCAUCUGUGAUUUGGAAAACUUCAUAGAGAGCGCCACGAACUUGCUGCUGCACAGCAGUCGGAGGAGGAAGUUGUUUUAG